This is a messenger RNA of Megalobrama amblycephala (Wuchang bream), 4951 nucleotides long. RefSeq lists its product as uncharacterized. Lineage: Eukaryota; Metazoa; Chordata; Actinopteri; Cypriniformes; Xenocyprididae. Gene Ontology annotation, molecular function: GTP binding. The record is from RefSeq and is a predicted model, not a curated record.
UUGAAAGUCUUUGUAAGGUUUCAAAAUAAAAGAGAGAAGACAGACAGAAAGAGGACUUUUAUCUUUGUAACGUCACUGACUGACUCCACCCACAGUCAGAUCUCUUCCUGAUCUCAAGAUGGCAACAGAGAAAGACACAUAUAAGCAGAUGAAAAAACUACAGUACGAUGAUCAGACAGACGUCAGGAGUCACAGAAGAUGAUCAGAUGAAGACUGAAGAAAGACACGGAGGAGAGAAUAAAAUCUGAACAUGUCUGCCGCUGACACCAGAGUGAUCGUCGCUCACAUUCCUCCUCGCAGGAGAAGAUGGAGUAGAGACCAACCUCCUACGAUGAGGAUUGUUCUUCUGGGGAAGAGCGUGUCAGAAAACAGUGGAGUGGGAAACUUCCUGUUGGGACGAGCAGCGUUUGACAGUGAAGCUCCUCCAGAUGUUGUAGAGAGAGUCGCAGGAAGAUUGAAGGACAGACACGUGAUGGUCAUCAGCAGUCCUCAGCUGCUCCAGACAAACAUCUCAGAUCAUCAGAUCACACAGACAGUGAGAGAGUGUGUGUCUCUGUCUGAUCCAGGACCUCAUGCAUUCAUUAUCAUACUGCAAUAUAAAGACUUCACUAAGAAGGUCAUGAGAAGACUGAAAUAUGUGCUGGAAAAAUUCAGUGAAGAGGCGAUCAAACACACUAUAGUGAUCACGACUGAUAAAGAGACACACCGAGCUGAAGGAGCACCUGUGAAAACUAAUAAAUUCAUUCAACAGUUAACUGCUGAGUGUGGAGGAGGACAUGUUCAACUUGAUAAUGAAAUAAAAACAAUGAUAUCUGAAAUACUGCAAAGAUUAGAGAAGAUACUCAGAGAAAACAAUGAAGAAUUUGUCACAUGUGAGCUCUAUUAUGAUGCAGAAGAAACACUGGUGGAUGAAGAUCUGAGCAGAUCUUUUGCUUCACCCGGAACAAAGGAGGAAGAUUCUGAUGGAGGUUUAAGAGCCACCAGACAACAGAAGCUGAACCUGGCGCUGUGUGGAAGUGAUGAAACACUGAAGAACUCUGUUUCAAAACUCAUAAGAGAGAAGAGGAGAGAUGUGGAUCUUCAUGGACGUCAGGUUAGUCUGGUGGAUCUUCCAGCUCUGUUCAACACUCGUCUCUCAGAGGAGGAAGUGAUGCGUCAGGCUCUUCACUGUGUGUCUCUCUGUCAUCCUGGAGUUCAUGUUUUCCUCCUCAUUAUUCCUGAUGCUCCACUCAAUAAUGAAGACAAAGCAGAAAUGGAGGAGAUCCAGAGGAUCUUCAGCUCCAGAAUCAACGAACACAUGAUGAUCCUCAUAAUGCAGAAUUCAGAGCAUCAGACAGAAGAACUCAAUGAAGAAACACAGUCUGUCAUUGAGAGAUUUGGAGGACAUCAUUUCUUUGGUCCCAACACACAAGUGUCCACAUUGAUGGAGAACAUUGAGAAGAUGCUGGAAGAAAACAGAGGAGAGUUUUACUCCACAGAGACAUUUCUGGAGGCUCCACAAAACUACACAAAUACUAAACAAGCAGCAGGUUCAACAGAGAGGGAAGAUGAUCUGAGGAUUGUGCUGCUGGGAAAAACUGGAGUUGGGAAGAGUGCAACAGGAAACACAAUCUUAGGAAGAGAGGCGUUUAAGGCAGAAGAAUCUUUUGAAUCAGUGACCAGUGAGAGUCAGAGAGAAUCAUCUGAAAUCAACGGCCGACACGUUACUGUGAUCGACACUCCAGGACUGUUUGAUACUGAACUGAGUAAUGAGGAGAUCCAGAGAGAAAUCAGACACUGCAUCUCAAUGAUCCUGCCUGGACCACAUGUGUUUCUCCUGCUGAUUCCACUGGGAAGAUUCACUAAAGAAGAACAGAAAUCAGUGAAGAUCAUCCAAGAGACGUUCGGAGAGAAAUCUUUAAUGUUCACCAUGGUGCUCUUCACCAGAGGAGAUUUCCUGAAGAACAAAACUAUUGAACAGUGUUUGGGAAAACCUGGAUCUGUGAUCAGAAACCUGAUUGAAGCGUGUGGAAACAGAUUCCAUGUGUUCAAUAAUAAUCAGACUGGAGACCGAACACAGGUGUCUGAUCUACUGGAGAAGAUAGACAACAUGGUGAGAGUGAACGGAGGGAGUUUCUACUCAUGUAAGAUGUUCAGAGAGAUGGAGAGAGAAAGACAAGAACAACAGAUGAAGAUCCUGAUGGACAGAGUCAGAGAAAGAGAAGAACUGAUGAAGAAACUGGAAGAAGAAAUGAACAAAGAACGAGAGACAUUUAAAAAUAAAAUAGAGCAGCUGAAGAAAGAAAAAGAAAAACUGCUGAUGAAAUACGACACGGAAAUAGACAGACUAAUGAAUAGAAUACAGAUUGAACGACAGAAUCAUGAAAAAGAGAGAAAGAGAAGAGAAGAAGAGUUUAAUGAGAGAGAAGAGCGAUAUAAAAGAGAAAUGAGAAGAAGAGAACGAAUGAAAGAGAAAGAAGAGAGUGAGGAAAAGAUGUGUGAAGAGAUGAAGAGAGAACGAGAGGAAUGGGAGAAACAGAAACUAGAGGAAAAGACGAGAAGAGAAGAAGAGGAUGAGAAAAGAAGAGAAAAAGACAAACAGAUUCAGAGACUCGAGAGUGAAAUGGAGGGAAUAAUCAGAGAGAAAGAGAGAACAGAAAGAGAGAGACGAGAACAACUAGAGGAUCUAGAGAAGAGACUGACAGAAGAAAGAAACAUGAGAGAAGAUCAACAAAAGACUUCUGAAGAAACACUGAAACUCCUUGAAGAACAGCAUGAAGAAGAACAGAAGAGAAGACGAGUGGAGUGGAGAGAGAAAUAUGAACGAGAGAAAGAGGAGAUGAACUGCUCUGAAACUGAUCCGAAAGUCUCAGCCUACAGGAAACUGGAGACUGAAUACAGCAAGUGGUCCUGGAGUCUUCACAGAACCAUGAUGGAAACUGAGAACAAACUACACAGCAAAAUAGAGAAUGAAGUGAUUCAUGAGGUUGAGGAAACUGAUCUUCAAAGGGAACUGAAGAAGACAAGAGAAGAAGUGGAAAAAUCAAUGUCUGAAUUCUUUGAGAAUGACAGAGAUAAAUAUAUACUGAUUCAGAGGAAAACAUCAUUUGAGAUCAAAAUCAAAGAGCUUCAGGAAAACAUUGUGAGAGAAACAAAGAGGAGAUUAAAUGAGGUUCUUCAGCAGCGAGACCUGAAGAAAAAGAUUGAUGAUCAGAGAAUAAAUCAUGAAAACACUCUCUAUGAAAAGAGCAAAGAACUCGCCUUAAAACUCAGAGACAAAAGAAAUGAUGAAGAAAUACUGAAGAAAGAGUUUGAUUUGUUCUGGGAACAGAGUGUGAAAAACAUCAUCAGAGACACUCCUCUAAUCAGAGACAUUGAUGUAAUGAGAGAUGUGAGAGAAAUCCUCAGUGAUAACUAUGGAAGAGUUCCUGUAGAUCUCUGGAGGGAGAGGAGGGAUAUUUUUACUGUGUUGAGUUAUUCAGAUUAUGUACGGUUAAAGAGAUCCAGUGGAAUUACAGGAGCUUUAACAAAUGUCAUCAGAUCAGCUAAAGAGAUGUAUGGUUUAAUUCUAUCUAAAGAGGAUGAAGCUCAAAUCAGAUCAUUAGUCUCAGAUGUUUCUCAGCAAACAGACAGAAUGAUUCAGUCAUUUAACAUUUCAGAGAUGGGCUACAACAAAAGCUUCAUUCAACAACUCACAGGUUACAUCAAGACAAGAGUAACAGAACAUGAGGAAGAACAAGUGAAAUAUGAGUUCAAGAAUGAAUUCGUCAUGGAUUUGGUUCUUUCCAUCUGUGAGAGAUCAAACAAGAUGAUCACUGACCAACACAGACUGUUCAGAGAAGCCAAUGAUCCUGAAAUAUAUGCUGAGAAGAAGAGAGGAGAGUACUAUAGUAUUUUCCAGAAAUACUGUCAUGGAGCAACAUCAGCUGCUGUUUUUGGUGAGAUCAUCUGUCAGAAACUGAAAGAGCCCAUUGAGCAGAGCGUCUACAAGAAGACUGCCAGAGAUCUGAGAGAUGAAAUGAGAUCAAACUGUGAAUCACUGAAUGGAAACAGAUCAAAUCUGGAGAAACACAUCCUGAAGACACUGGCAGAAGAGGAGGAUUUUGACAAAUACAUGAACUACAUUCAUAAUCCCAGAGAUCACUACAAGAGUUUCAUCAGAGAUGAAGUCAGUCGGUACAUCUCUGAUAAGUUCAGUGUCAGUGUUUUACCCAAGAUGAAGGAGAACAUUGAACUCCUGCAGCAGAAGAUCAUGAAAGCAGCACAUGAAUCUACUGAACAUGUUCAAGAGAACAGAGGAGAUGUUGGUUUGUGGUUGAAGAGAUUCACUCAGCAGAUCUCAGAUGAGCUGAUCUUCUCUGAAAAAGACCUCAGAGGAGUCAAACAUGAUGAUGUUGAUGAUUUCAAUCUCCUAGAAGAUGUGAUGAGACAAGAACUUCCGUAUAUAUUGUCUGAAAUUGGUGGUAGAUUAUGCACAGAGAAAUUUUAUAAAAAACUAAACCUCAAGUUCAGGCCAGAUGAGCUUCUGAUUGAUCUCUUCUGUCAGUGCUGUUGGGUUCAGUGUCCGUUCUGUGGAGUCACCUGCACCAACGAUAUAGAAAACCAUGAUGGAGAUCAUAGUGUUGCUUUCCACAGAGUGACUGGAAUUAAUGGGUGGAUUUACAGAGGAACAACAAACUUGUCCAUUAGUAUCUGCACAUCAUCAGUAGCAAGUGAUCGAUCUUUUUAUCCCACUGACUCAGAUGAUAAAGUCCUAUAUAAAGACUACAGAAGAGCAGGAGGAGUUUAUGCUGACUGGAGCAUCACUCCUGAUCUCUCUGAACUGUCCUACUGGAAGUGGUUUGUGUGCAGAUUCCAGAAAGAUCUGGAAAAAUACUACAAUAAAACAUUUGAGGGUGAUGGUGUGAUACCAGAUGAAUGGAGAAGAUACAGAAAACAGGAUGCCUUUGAGAGUUUGAAUCAAUACAUGUAA